Frankliniella occidentalis (western flower thrips) is the source of this 2058-nucleotide messenger RNA. Its product is annotated as UPF0692 protein C19orf54 homolog. NCBI's taxonomy places the organism in Eukaryota, Metazoa, Arthropoda, Insecta, Thysanoptera, Thripidae. The record is from RefSeq and is a predicted model, not a curated record. The transcript has 4 exons. Bases 167 to 946 code for a protein of 259 amino acids.
GGCAUACUUUUAUAACAUUUGGUGCUGAUAAAUUGUUGCUGACACGUCCUUUAGUAAUUCUAGUUCUCGCGACCUUGACCUAAAUAAACUCUGGCUGCAUACAACAACAUCAGAUCGUCAUGUCAACACACAUUUCAAACAAGCAGAAGACUUUCGAGUAGGUGCAAUGUCAUCCAAUAUACCAGCUCCUCCUGCACCCGUACUUCCAAAGCCAUCUACUCCCGGGUGUUACAAUGAAGUCACCUCCACCGCCCAACUAAAAUCAAAACACAAAAGUAGCUCAUAUUAUGAACCUAGCGCAGAACAGGAAUUGGUAGAUACAAGGAACAGACUAUGGGAUCUCGAAGGCUGGAAAGAAUCACCACUUUUGACGGUCUAUCAGUAUCUUCCUUCGAUUCUCCAGGAGGGUCCUCAGUGUGGACUUGUGGCCUUAGCCAUGGCAUCAGCAAUAACUCAAUCGUCUGUAUCAGUCCAAGCUCUCCUGAAUGAAGCGCAAUCAAGAGGUUUUUCAUAUCAGGGGGAGAUGUUUAGUGUUGAUGAUAUGGCAAGUCUCGCUCUAGCCGUUCUACCUGAGGUGUCAGUAAAAAUCAUAGCAGGCCUACAAGACAACAGAGAUGCUGUUGUUCAUAGCCUUGCACAAGGUGCUAUUCUUCUAGUUCCGUAUGAUGCUGACAGAAAUCAUGAGCCUUGCUGCCGAAAGGGUCACAAGGCUCACUGGGCUGCUGUGUGUGGAGCAUUAGUGUGUUCAAACAGGUGUUUGUUGGCUGCAAGACAAGGAAAGUCCCGAAGGUUAAUGCUUUGGGAUUAUGGGCUACUGGCCGAAUCAAACAACAAUCUGGUUGAGUUUAGCCCAGAAAGAGGAGAAGACAGCAGUAAAUAUCUUUUGCCAUCUGGUGGUGUAAGAGCUGGAUUAUGUGGACGUGCAUUAAUUAUUCAACAAUGUUAGAUCUAUCACUGCGUAUGCUCUGCAAUUCAAGCAUUACAUGCUCAGUGGAUCUAGUAUUUUUGCACUUUGAUUGCUAUUGUCUCAUUUUUGAGCACAUUUUUAUUUUGAAAAUAUUAUCUAUUUCUAUUAUAGAUAUUACCAGCUCCUUUUUCUAAGGUUUUGUGUGUCAGAAUGGUUUGUAUUGGGAUGUAUGUUUAGUAACUCGAUUUGGUUUCAUUUAUGUCAUAUUAUUUUCUGUGAUAAUGACAAAGAAUACCUGUGAUACGUGUUAGGAAUCCAUAGAUAUUAUGUGAUAAUUUACCAUUUCAUAUUACACUCUAAAUGGAUGUUGUGAAAAUCAUAACUUGAUGCCAUUAUCUAUUUAAGUUCUAGUUUGAUAGAACCAAACUUGUGAUAAGUUGUAACCUACAGCAACUACCUAUGUAGUAUUAGUUUAAAAGCAACACAAGUUUUUGUUUUAAGCUUUUCAAUGUUUGUUGGAAUUCACUGAAGUGUUUGCCAUUUAUAUCUGCAAGUAAGCUGUGAGCCAUGAAAUGAGAGUUAUUACUUCUACUUUAUUGAGUUCCUGUGCUGCUUUGUAACGAAGCUUUUAUUUUUUUAAUUGUCUAGAGUUUUACAGCUGUCCCUGACUUUGUCCUCUUUUUUAUUGAAGAAUGGGUACUUCAAUAAUAAUAAAAAAAAGAUGAGGAAGUGGGACAAUAUUUUUGCUUAUUCUUUACAGGUAACUAAUAUUUUCUUCUCCAGUGCCACAUGUAUGGUCAAUUUUCUUACCUAUAUUUGUAGUUCAAUGAAUGUUUAGUGCCUCUGAUCUAACUGUAUGUACAAACAAUUAUGUUAUUGGACCAAGUGUAUGCCAUAAGAAAAAAACUACUCUUGCUAGUUUUCAGCUUUAUUAAUCAUUUUGUCAGCCAGAAAUUUUUGGAAGUAUGUUUUCUUUAUCAUGUGAAUCACAUGUGUCUCUUCGCCUGCGGAUUUGACAAGAAUGAUCAAAUUUUGCUAGUAUUGAAAAAACUUUCUUAGGAAAGAAUUUUGUGUCUGAAGAGUUUCUCGGUCAUUGUGAGGAGUGUGUUUCAAAUUUUGCACAAAAAGAAAUAAAAAUGUACUUAAAUGAA